Molecule: messenger RNA, 1509 nt
Organism: Penicillium chermesinum
Lineage: Eukaryota; Fungi; Ascomycota; Eurotiomycetes; Eurotiales; Aspergillaceae
Product: flavin-linked sulfhydryl oxidase ERV2
Exons: 7
Coding region: 1-1509 (502 amino acids)
Biological process (GO): protein phosphorylation
Cellular component (GO): mitochondrion
Molecular function (GO): flavin-dependent sulfhydryl oxidase activity; ATP binding; flavin adenine dinucleotide binding
Source: RefSeq, a predicted model, not a curated record
AUGGCGAACCGGCAAAUCGCGCGACGCAUCGUCGUCAGCGGCGCCCUCUCAAUAUGUCUGCUUUUUUUCCUCUUUAUUCGACCCCAAGGGCCUCCGAGUCCAGCCGUGCGCGCCCCGGGACACAUCGUUCAUCCCUCAACAAACGCUCCGGGAAUCGUGAUCCAGGAUGACCUGCUGAAAGGGGCAGUGGUUAUGCCCAGACUUGGGAAUGAAACGGUCAAAGCUGAAUUAGGCCGCGCAACAUGGAAGUAUUUCCACACGGUGAUGGCACGCUUCCCCGAAAAACCUACGACCGACGAACAAGAUGCGCUGCGCUCUUACAUAUAUCUCUUUGCACGGCUAUACCCAUGCGGCGAAUGCGCGGAGCACUUCCAACAGCAUUUGAACAAAUAUCCGCCCCAAGUAUCGUCACGAAAAGCGGCUGCCGGAUGGGCCUGCUUCAUCCACAACGAGGUCAAUGUGAUGCUCGACAAGCCCGAGUUCGACUGUAAUGACCUGGGCGCAUUCUAUGACUGCGGCUGCGCGGGAGACGAAGACGAAGCGGGUGCGGAAGAUGGAACCCACCCGGCUACGAGCCGCGCUGCUGGCAAGAGCGAUGAGCCGGACCCUCUUGAUCAUUUGGCUGUGGAGAUCUCAAAGGAAGCACACCGUCGUUAUGUCACUCUCAAGAUGUUCAUCAACUCUGCAUCAUUGGGGAAGCAACUGGAUGACGAACUCAACAUAUACAGACGCAUAGAAGGAGCCUCGCAAAACCAUCCAGGUCGUGAAUAUGUCAGGUCGUUGCUCGACUCGUUUGAUGUCGAUGGCCCUGAAGAGAAACAUCGAUGCCUUGUGCAUCCUCCCUUAUGGGAGAACAUCAAGGCCGACAAUCUUAUGUUUGGCAUCGACGAUGAUUCGGUUUUUAGUGAUUUUGAGGAGAAUGAGCUUCGGGAUCCUUCUCCAGGGAAAGAGCUAGACGGAAGGACCAUCUAUGUUUCCCGGGAGCUUAGAAUGCCUAAGAGGUUGGAUGCCCCGGUCCUAUGCGACUUUGGCUCGGCCGUAUUCGGUGACGAGAAGCACACGGAAGACGUUCAGCCUGAUAUCUACCGGGCACCAGAAGUAAUUCUGGAAGCUCCCUGGACAUACAGUGUUGAUAUAUGGAAUGUGGGAUGUAUGAUUUGGGACCUUUUCGAAGGCGGGUCCCUGUUCUCGGGCCGGGAUCCUGAAUUUCAGACCUACCGGAGUCGAGCGCAUCUCGCCGAAAUGAUAAGCCUUCUCGGCCCACCGCCGCCGAGUCUUCUUGCACAAGGGGAUUUAACCGGAAAGUUCUUUAAGGAAGGUAACUUCUGCGCUGGAAUCCCAGUACCAGAAUACACGCCACUCGAAGCGAGGGAAACGACUCUUGAGGGAGAGGAAAAGGAGAAGUUUCUUUGCCUCGUGCGAAAGAUGCUACAGUGGGAGCCGGGAAAACGGAGCUCUGCGAGGGAACUUGAAGAGGACGAUUGGGUGCAAACAGGACUACGUGGAUAG